Molecule: messenger RNA, 4120 nt
Organism: Nicotiana tabacum (common tobacco)
Lineage: Eukaryota; Viridiplantae; Streptophyta; Magnoliopsida; Solanales; Solanaceae
Source: RefSeq, a predicted model, not a curated record
AACUCUGAUACUACGCACACAAAUACAUAUGCACAGCAGCAACUGUUUUAUUAAUGAAACACAACAACAACAACAACAACAACUAACAACAACAACUAACACAUGUCCACAUCUCCCCAUUCCCUCUCUUUUCGUCUUCUCUAAGAUUUUUUUUUCUUCCCCCACGAAGCUCCCAAUCUUUUGUUUGUUUGCUCCUCACUUCACAUCUUACUCACCUCUACUCCUCUUCCUUCUUAGCCACAUAACCCCCUUUCUCUCUCUUUCCUUUGCCAUUCAUUUUUCCAUGUGGAAAGUUCUAAUUAGACCCCGUUUGGAAGUAUUUUGAUAAACUUAACAAGAUGAUGAAAGACGAGAAAUAAUCGGCGAGACGUGCGGUUUGUGCUAAUUGACCGUUUUUGACGUUUUAAUUACCCAAAAAACAGCUUCUUUGGUCUUGCAUUCGAUUUAUUACAGGGAAUUUUCUUAUCAUUGAAAGAGAGAAAAACUGUUAAAAGAGAGGUAUAGAAAUGAGUUAUCAAUUUUGUUAUUCUUGAAUGUUUCUAUGGUUAGUUUCCAUUGUCUUUCUCCUAAUUUCUUCUUCUUGUUCAUUGAAAGACGAGACAUUUUUUCAGUCAUUUUCAGUUUUUCAACCAGAUGGGUUGUUUCCAAUUUUUAAUAGGGGAACAUUGAAAUGUUCAAAAUUUUCUCCUUUUUGUCAACAAACAAUAAUUAACAUCAUAGCAACAUUCUUGAUUGAGCAAAAAGGGUCAGAAGAAAUGGCAUCUUCUCAGGUAGAAAUAGCCUCUUCUUCUUCUCCCUUUGGUCAUGUCCUCAGAGAUCGUAACAGGCGUGAUCGUUGCAGCCACAGAGAUUCAACCAAUGCUGCUUUUCAAAAGAAUCUCAAAGAUUUGGUUCAUACCCACAUCCAUUCUUGCAUUUCUUCAAGUCAACCCACCCCCUCCUCUGCUGAUAGUCAUGGACCUGGUCAUGUUGACUAUGCUGAUUUAUGGGUUCACAAACCACAAUGGGACAACAAUGAGAACAGUCCCACGACUAACAUCAAAUCCACUAAUAAUAAUAAAUGGGAUAAAGCUAGAGAAAUGGUGCUUUCUUCUAGGACUACGAAACAGAGAGAGGCGAACGCGAACGUGAAUGCUUCGUCGCCUGAAGGCAGUGCCGUGGAAGUUCCUAAUAAUGGUGGUGUUUCGACACUUGUACGCCGUUGGAGAGAUUUUGAGACGGUUUCAAAGAGCGUGAAUUUGGGGAACAAUUCACCUCAGAAAGGUUGUGAUGAUACAUGUGAUGAAUCUUCGGUAGAUGGACGAUUCGAAACUCCGGCCAUGAGCGUGAAUGGCGAAUCGUCAGGAGAUUGGGAACCCAUGGAUAAAACUACGGUUAUGAAUGAAAGAGAUUCAGAUAUUAAAGAAAGGGAAAAGCCAAGAGUUGCUGAUAUUAUAAGAAAAUUGGCAAGUAGUAAGGGUGAAGAGAAUAAUGAGAGCGAGCACAAUGGUAACAAUGCUGCCCUUGCUUGUGGUGGUGAAUCGUUGCCCCGAAUUAAAACAUCAUUUGAUCAUUCAGAGCAAUUACAACAACAACAACAACAACAGCAGAGGAGUUUUUUCCCAGUUCUGCACUCGCCUCGAAUCAUAAGAGGUCGCCAGGCGUUGAGCGAUUUGCUGUUGCAAAUGGAGCGUGACAGAUACCGGGAACUUGAAGGUCUUAAAGAGCGUAAGGCCGUUUCCAAGUUCCAACAAAGAGGUCGUAUUCAGGCUUUGCUUAAAGUUAGAUUCCUGCGUCGUGGCACAGGCGCCAGAGAUGAUCGAUCAACCAAAGGCACAUCGUCCGAAUCAAAUAGAAUGUCUCAAUCUGCAAUCAUGCAUAUCAGGAAAAGGUUCAAUACAGAAAGUCAGAAUGGUGAAGCUGAAUCAAGAAGCCUCUCAAGAGAAGCGGCAGAUAACACCCAGGAAAGCCGGAAUUCCACACUAAUUCAGCAAAGAGUACAGAAUUGUGAAAGGGAUGACAAAGGCUCGAUCAGCUGCCAUAGAGAACUGGCUGAUAACAACACUGUAAAAGUUGGAAGUGAAUUAGCAUCGUAUAAGCGGAGAGAAAGGAAUCAUCAGGGAAUGCAGCCUGGUGUAGCUGACUCAAGAAGCACCUCUAUAGCUGUGGAAAAUAACAGUCCGAAAUCAGAAUUUGCGUCCACAUCUGCACGAGAGAAUCAUUUACAAGAGCCUAGUGAGCCGAUAACUCUCUGCACAAAAGUGCAAGAUAACAACUCGCAAGUUGGAAAAAAAUUUCCCUCCAAUCAACAGCAAGAAGAGAAAAUAAGCUCCCAAAGGGUUACAACAAAUGUGAAAGCUACAAGCUCAUCAAAUCCCCAGAAAGAUAUGCCAUUUCAUACCCGACAUUCGGACAGUUCUUUUAGUCCAAAUCAUAAUGAGGUAGACCGCAGUCAUCAAGCAAUUAGCCCCAAAUUACUACAUUGUACUUCACAACUACGGAGCUCAGAUAUUUCCCAUGACCAAGCUAGCUGGGGAAAUGCAAGCUGUGAAGCUAGCCAUGACAAGUCACUGGAAUUUUUAGAGACACCAAAACCUCCCAAGUAUAGUGAACUAAGUGUCCAUAGAGAAGAACAAGAUGCAAAUAACUUGCAGCAUGCAGGAACAAGUAAUGAGUGGUCUAGUGAGAGCACUAAACGUCAAAGUGACUGGGAAGAGGAAGCGACCAACCAGAAUCUAGUGGACAGUGAUUGUGGUUGGGUAAGUGAUUAUUCUCACACAGCAAGUGGAUGGGAUGAACUACAGUCUAACUACGAGCAGCAGUCAGAAUCCAACCAAGACUGGGUAAGUGAUAUUUCACGUCCACGUAAAGAGUGGGAAGGUCUUAGACAAGAAAGAUACCAAGAGAUGCUUGAUCCUUUCCAAGACAAUAAUCAUGAUAUUCGCCAACUUCUUAACAGAAAAAGUGUCUCAAUCUUUCUUAAUAGUGGUUUGAGAGAGAAAAUAGAUCGACUAAUGGCGUCUCGCUCACAACAACUACCUAAUGCAAUGACCGGCCAGCUUCAGGAAGAAGUAGGGGCACUUGUACCUAAAGAAAAGGAGAAGGAAGAGGAAGUGGUAUCACGUAAUGAAACACGAGGGGGAGAGACCAAAGAUGAUGAGGAAGAAGAAGACUCGGGUUAUGAGGAUUACUUUGAAGAUGACAAUACACCAAUUAGACAACAUUACCUCGAACCUGAGGAAUUAGUUGAUCAGAAAAAAGCUUCACGUACUUUACAGUCAUGGAGCAAUAAUGAAGACCGGGGUGUCACUGAUGACUCCUAUCACCUUCCGUCUAAUUCUUUACCACAAUCUCAAUCAUCCAAUACUUACUCCCAUCACAAUCAACAAUGCUCCUCCUCCGCUAUACACACUUCAAUUGAAAUGGAACUAAUAUAUGAAUUGCGAGGACAUAUGGAGCAACUCCACCAAGAGAUAUUUGAAAUACGAAGAUCAAUAAACAGCUGCGUGAACAUGCAAAUGAAAUUACAACAUUCCAUUAAGCAGGAGGUUGCAGCUGCAAUCACUCAGUCAGGUCCAAUGAUUGGGAGUAAUUCAGAUAAGAAGGGUGCAAACAGAGCAAAUUGUCGUAUUUGCUAUGAGGCGCAAGUUGAUUCUCUCCUUUACAGGUGUGGGCAUAUGUGCACCUGUUUCAGGUGUGCCCAUGAAUUGCUUUGGGGCACCGGAAAAUGUCCAAUAUGUGAAACCCCCAUAAUAGAUGUUGUCCGUGCAUAUAUACACUCGUGACGCACAGGUUAACCGGAUUUUGUUCUAGAGGACUGCCGAUUCCUAACUUUUUGUUCAAUGAGAGAUGAGCCAAAGGAUGAUUUUCAUUUUAUUUUCCUUUUUUCUUUUUAAUUGAAUCUUGAGCCAUGGAUUUUUUUUUUAUGGCUAAUUUAUUGUCUAUAACAGGCUUAGAGAUAGUGGAUGAAUGCGCUCUCUCUCCUCUGGUUUUCACUAACCAUCCGUUGUAUACAAUAGGAGAAAAGAAAGGAAAGUUCUUUCUAACUGUGUCUUUCAAAUUCUUUGUAUUAACAAUUCAACAGAAAAUUGGAGAGUUCCUUACAUGUAAAUAAGCUACAAGCCGCUUAGCAUUUUCUCCU